AUGAGCCUGCUGUCCGCCGGUUGCGUGGCGCUGCUCUGGCUGGCUGCCGGCCUGCUGGCAGUCGCGGCCUGGCUGUGGGCCGCCCGCCGCCGGACGUCGAUCCCAGGACCCCCGGCGCUGCCGCUGCUGGGAAACGCGCUCAGCUUCUACCAGCUGCCCGUGCUGUGGGGCCGCCUCGCGGAGCUGCACACCCGCUACGGGGACAUCUUCAGACUCUACGUGGGCCCGAAACUGGUGAUUGUGCUAACACAGCCAGAAGACGUCCAGUGCCUGCUUUUGGGCAGCAAACCGCGACAACGCGAACCCUACGUUGCGCACGUACUGCGUACAUUUAUGGGAGACGGGCUGCUCACCAUCAACGGCGAAACCUGGAAAAGACACCGAAAGAACAUCGAGCCGGCGUUCCAUAUAGAAGAGCUGGAGAAAUUCAUGGAGAAGUUCAACGACGCUGGGCGUUUCUUGUGCGAGCAGCUGGCGGAAAAUAAAGGAGCAGAGGUGGAACUGUACCACCCACUCAUACACACUACUUUUCGUGCGGCUGCAGCCACUAUUUUCGGCACCGACGUGGACUGUAUUUUACCAGGUCGUUUCCGGCAGGCUGAGGUGGUUGAUCUAGCGGCUGAUUUCGGAAAAACUUUAUCGGCAAUUAUAUACCGUCCAUGGACAACAGUCAACUUGACGAGGUGGAUGACUGCACAAGGUCGGAAACUGUCAAGAUUUAAUACUGUUAUCAAAUACAUAACUGAUCGUGGUUUUGCCUUAGCCAGCAAAAAUGUUGAUGGCCUAAAGGCCAAUGAUAGAACACUCCUCACCUUGCUUCUUAAGGAAGAACAUUCAGGCACGAGAUUUACUGACAAGGAAUUAAGUGAUGAAGCGAUAACACUAACCAUUUCUGCCAUCGAGACGACUUCUUGCUCGAUGGGCUACGUGCUGUGUGCGCUGGGACUCUACCCGGAAUGGCAGGACUUGGCACAGCGCGAGUUGGACGACUGUUUUGGAACUGGGGGCGACUACCUACGACCUGUCACCACUGCAGACCUUUCCCAGCUGAAAGUCAUCGACGCCAUUAUGAAGGAGGCUGGGCGGCUGUUCACGACGGUGCCCUGCAUGCCGUACCUGGUGACUGAGGACUCACCGCUGGCAGGCGGCCGCCACGUCGCGCCCCGGGGCAGCACCGCGCUCAUAGCCUACUACCUGAUGCACCGCCACCCCGAGCUCUUCCCCCAGCCGGACAAGUUCGACCCCGGCCGUUUCCUGGAGGGCGGCAGCGCCACGUUCAGGAAGCCCUACAGCUACAUCCCUUUUGGCAUCGGCGCUCGCAAGUGUAUUGGCAGCCGAUAUGCAGUACUGCAGAUGAAAGUCAUCCUAGCGACGGUUCUGCGGCGCUACCGAAUACUUCCCGGAACGAGCAGGGAGGAACUGGAAGAGAGUGUGAUCUCAAUGUCGUCUCACCCAAUAACCGGCUUCAGAGUUACUUGUAUCCCACGAGAAAACUUGCCCUCCAAUUCAGUGUAAGAGAGGACUGUAUUACUUUUUUUUAUGCAGCCCACCAAGGUUCCUAUCCUGCGCCAACCUUGUCAGAGUGUUACUUGCAACCUACGUCCUCAAUUAUUAGCUGGAUGUAUUCCACUCUCUGUCUUCCUCUACAGUUUCUAUGGCCUACAAAUUAUUUUCAACAUUCAUCUCUAGCACCACAUGCCAAAUGAUUUGAUUUUCUUCUGUUUGAGUUUUCUCACAAUCCAUGUUUCACUACCACACGACGCUGUCCCCCAGACGUACACUCUCAGAAAUUUCUUCCUCAAAUUAAGACCUGUGUUUGAUACUAGUAGACUUGUCUGGUCUGUUAGACGACUGUCAGUUUGUCUUCAGGAAAGCUAAAGGCACCAGAUAGGCAGUUCGGACGUUGCGGCUCGUAAUGGAAACCAAAGCACUGACAAAUCAAAACACUUUUAUAGGAUUUGUCGACCUGGAAAAAGCGUUAGACAACGUGAAAAGGAGCAAGGUUUUCGAAAUUCUGAGGAAAAUGGGGGUAAGCUACAGCGAAAGAAGGGUAAUAUACAGAUUGAACAAGAGCCAAGAGGGAACUAUAAGACUGGAAGACCAAGAAUAAAGUGCUAGGAUUAAAUGUGUGUUCAACUUUACAUAGAAAGGGCAAUGAUGGAAACAAAAGAAAGGUUCAAGGGCGAUGAUGGAAAUAAAAGAAAGGUUCGAGGGCAAUGAUGGAAAUAAAAUAAAUGUUCAAGAAUGUAAUAAAUAAUUCAAGGUAAAAGGAUAUUGGUGUUAAGAUUUCCUGAUGACAUCGUUAUUCUCAGUGAAAGUGAAGAAGAAUUAUAGGAUCUGUUGACUGGAAUGAACAGUCUAAUCAUUACAGAAUAUGGACUGAGAGCAAACACAAGAAAGACGAAAGCAAUGGGAAGAAGCAGAAAUGAGAACAGCGAGAAACUUAACAUCAAGAUUGGUGAUGAUGAAGUAGAUGAAGUAAGUAGAUGAAGUUAGGGAAUUCUGCUCCCUAGGGAGCAAAAUAACCGAGAAUGGACGGAGCAUGGGCUGAAGUACACUAGC
Molecule: messenger RNA, 2562 nt
Organism: Schistocerca nitens (vagrant locust)
Lineage: Eukaryota; Metazoa; Arthropoda; Insecta; Orthoptera; Acrididae
Product: cytochrome P450 4C1-like
Exons: 6
Coding region: 1-1515 (504 amino acids)
Molecular function (GO): monooxygenase activity; iron ion binding; oxidoreductase activity, acting on paired donors, with incorporation or reduction of molecular oxygen
Source: RefSeq, a predicted model, not a curated record